AAAACUUUUAUUAGCUGGGGAGGUUGAGGCCUACAAUGGAGAAAGAACUUGCCGGAUUUUCGCCGCAAGGCAGGGCCAUAGCGGGGGUCAUAACGAGGCUUCCGCCUCCCAACCGAACGUCAAGCAAGAGCUCCAAGCGUCCCACACAAACCCCGUGGGGACACUGUGACGCCGCGCCACGGAAGGCCUCUGGGCUGGGGGAGACAGACACCGCCUCGCCGCUUCCGCCCGUCAGGACCAAGGCGGCCACGCAGCCCGGCCCGGAUUGGACGCUGGCGGUUGACGCCAGGUAGGUGGCAACGCGAUUGGCUGCGGACUUAUGACGUCAGGGCCCGGUGUCCCGGCUGUGAAUGGGGGCAGCAUGAGGCCGCACGGCCUUUUGCUCUCCGGACAGCGGCUGAAUCGGGCCAUGAGCCGGUGCGUUUUGGAGCCUCGGCCCCCGGGGAAGCGGUGGAUGGUAGCUGGCCUGGGGAAUCCCGGAUUGCCCGGCACGCGACACAGCGUGGGCAUGGCGGUCCUGGGGCAGCUGGCGCGGCGGUUGGGUGUGGCGGAGAGUUGGACGCGCGACCGGCACUGUGUCGCGGACCUCGCUCUGGCCCUGCUCGGGGAUGCUCAGCUGGUCCUGCUCCGGCCACGGCGGCUUAUGAACGCCAACGGGCGCAGCGUGGCCCGGGCUGCUGAGCUGUUUGGGCUGACUGCCGAGGAAGUCUACCUGGUGCAUGAUGAGCUGGACAAGCCCCUGGGGAAACUGGCUCUGAAGCUGGGGGGCAGUGCCAGGGGCCACAAUGGAGUGCGGUCCUGCAUUAGCUGUCUCAACUCCAAUGCAAUGCCAAGGCUGCGGGUGGGCAUUGGGCGCCCGACACACGCUGAGGCGGUACAGGCCCAUGUGCUGGGCUCCUUCUCCCCUGCUGAGCAGGAGCUGCUGCCUCUGUUGCUGGAUCGAGCUGCCGACCUGAUCUUGGACCACAUCCGAAGACUGAGUCCUGAGACCUUUCAGAGCCUCAGAGAAGGAAUCCACCUCCUCAGAAAAGGCCAGAAUCAGCAAAGGACAGACUUUCUGGGAGGCUCUCAGGGAAGAGGGGCCUCUGACCCUGAGGCAGUCCGUUCUCUGCAAGCAGCUUCUGUCUUGGGCUCACUCCCCUUCCCCUGACACCCUCCCUCCCUUCCUUCUGCUCACCUGCAGAAUGCUCUGUAGGAAGGAGGUGGCCUGGGCCAGGGCCGCCUCCAGGCUGGCCCGAACCUUCUGCUCAUCAGCCAGUUCCUGCGCUAGCCUCCGCAAGUCCACCUGCUGCUGCUCCAGCUGCAGACUCAGCUGGUCUCUCUGGCUCCUGGGCCCCAAUGAGUCAACAGCGUUCCCCCUUCCCCAGGACUGGUGCCACCUGGGGCCAGGGGCCCUCCCAUUUCUCUCCAAGCCCACAGGGACCCCUAGCCAGCCCCAAGCCUCAGCCGGUCUAGCAGUUUCCUCUAGAGAGAGAAAGUCACUGGCCCAGGUCGUGGGGUCAGAAAGAGCUGGGCUGGAGCUUGGCCCCAGCCUGCACCCGCCCCCUGCCACCUGCCCCUCCUCAGGCUAUACGCACGUCAGUGCCUGGUUGUCCACCUGCAGCUGCAAGACUGUCUGCUCCAACUGGCUCAGCAGGAGGCGCAGCUCCUUGGCCUCCUUGGUGCCCUGCUGCUGCUCCUGGCACUUCUUGGUCAGCAUAAGGAUGACCUGUGGGUGCGGGCAGGUGGCCAUGCCCUCAGCCAGCCCUGUCCCCAGCUCCAGACACAGCCAGGCCUCAUUGGCCCCGCUGUGCAGAGCGGCCAGUGCUGCCGCUGGACAGAGCCCCAAGCAUUCCAGGGCUGUGCUCUGCUUAUAUAAGUUACAGGGGCUUUGAGUAAAUAAAUCCGGAGUUAGGCCCACUGCCCUUCAGCCCCCACUGGAGGCCCAAGUCCUCUGUCCACUGCCUCCCUCUCUCCUGACUCGACUCCACCCCUGCAAGGCCCCUGGGGUCGCCUCCUGCCUCGCAUGCAAACGCCCUGUGCUGAGGCCUGCAGGCACACCUUCUGGCAGCCAAUUUUGUGCCUGGCCAUGACCUUCUCCGUGUUCUCCAGCAGCUCCACCUGUUUGCACAGAUAGUCCUGACUUCGCUUGAGCUGCUCAUUCUCCUGCAGCAGCUGCGCGCCUUGCCGGGAGAUCCUGGCGAUCUGUAGGGUAAUGCUGUUGUUCUCCGUGAUGGCCCGUUUGGUUGUCUCCCACAUCCGGUUUGUGGUCACCUUGCGGAACUCAUUGGCCACGACGUUCACGCGUUGGAUGAUUUCUUUCCUCAGUCUGGCCAGAAAGACAGGAGGGGAGGGGGGCCGGACUGAGGAAAGAGCGGGCACAAGCCCUGGGCACACCCCUUUCCUUUGUGAGGUUUCCAGAGCCCCUAGGGGUGUGAAACACCUGCAUGCCUUGGACCUUUGGAACUGGUACCAUUUCAGUGUACUCUCAACUAUUAAAUAAAAAUUAUUUAAUCCCAAUAAGUGGCAAAUGGAAGCCCUGGGAGUCUCCAGUGCCAACAAGAGGACUGCA
Molecule: messenger RNA, 2551 nt
Organism: Sapajus apella (tufted capuchin)
Lineage: Eukaryota; Metazoa; Chordata; Mammalia; Primates; Cebidae
Gene: PTRH1
Product: peptidyl-tRNA hydrolase 1 homolog
Exons: 6
Coding region: 320-1150 (276 amino acids)
Molecular function (GO): peptidyl-tRNA hydrolase activity
Source: RefSeq, a predicted model, not a curated record